AUGCCUCGAGAUCCAUUGAUUGGGCUGGUGGGAAAGGUUGGUCUUCGCGCAAUCGAUUACAAGGGUCUUGCUGACACCGAGUCUGAAAAAGCCAUCAAGCGGCAAGUCCACAACUUUGAACAGCUUGACGGAUGCUUCUUCCAAAGUCGCUUCACCACCAUUGACCCUCAGCGAGCCAUCGGAUACCUUCAAAUCGAAUGCGCAUGCCAAAGACAAAACGUGUCGGAUCGAUGUCAGCCCAAUUAUGGCGGCUGCCACGAAGGGCGACGCUCCGUCCCCAUUGAGUUGCUGGACGUUGCGGGUCUUGUGCCGGGAGCGCACCAAGGACGAGGACUGGGCAACAAAUUUCUGGAUGAUCUACGCCACGCCGACGCGCUCAUUCACGUCGUGGAUGUCAGCGGGACGACUGACGCAGAAGGUAAGGCUACGCGAGGGUACGACCCAUCGGUGGACAUUGAAUGGCUGCGCUCGGAGAUUGUGCGCUGGGUACAAGGAAACUUGAUGGAUAAAUGGGGGUCCAUCAAGCGGAGACAUACCGCAACGAAGGCAAACCCAGUCGACACAUUACAAGGCCAAUUCUCCGGUUACGGCAGUACGCCACAAACCGUCGCGCGGGUUUUGGACAAACUCGGCCUGAAGGAGCCGCUGGAAGAAUGGUCUGAUGAGACGAUAGAAACGGUCGUGAAAACAUUCAUCGACGAAAAAUUCCCAACGGUAUUCGCUUUGAACAAGAUUGAUCAUCCGGAUGCAGACAAGAAUAUUAGCAAGAUUGCCAAGAUGCAAGAUCCCAACUCUAUUGUUCUCUGCUCCGCUAUAUCAGAAGUAUUCCUACGGCGGUUAGCGAAACAGGGUUACAUCAAAUACGUCGAAGGGAGCGAGUUCGUCGACACGCGAGAAGAUCUGAUUGAGAUGGGAGAUCCAGAUGGAGGCGGUCUCAAGGAGAUGGAUGAGAAAUUGAAAACGCGUGUCGAAAACUUAAAGGACAUGGUCCUGUAUCGCUUCGGCUCCACAGGAGUGGUCCAGUGCCUUUCCAGGUCGGCAGAGCUGUUGGGCCUGGUGCCCGUAUUUCCCGUCCGCAACGUCUCCACCUUCAGCUCCGGAGCUGGAAACGCUGUGUUCCGUGAUUGCGUGCUUGUCAAGAAAAACACCACUGUGGGGGAAGUCGCUCGGAAAGUAAUGGGUGACGUGCCCAUCUCCUACAUUGAGGGAGUUGGAGGAACCCGGGUUUCGGAAGACGAGAUUGUUACCGUCGGGAAAUAUGAUAUUUUAUCAUUCAAACCUGGCCGGUAG
Messenger RNA from Penicillium lagena, 1290 nucleotides. Its product is annotated as Ygr210 GTPase family protein. Gene Ontology annotation, cellular component: cytoplasm. The record is from RefSeq and is a predicted model, not a curated record. Lineage: Eukaryota; Fungi; Ascomycota; Eurotiomycetes; Eurotiales; Aspergillaceae. The transcript has 8 exons. The coding region runs from base 1 to 1290 and encodes 429 amino acids. Gene Ontology annotation, molecular function: GTP binding; ATP hydrolysis activity.